UGUCUAGCUAUCCAAUGGCUGGGAGCUUUCGGAGCUCGAAUUUGAUGGUAAGUGUAGUUUGAAGCCUUGAAUAUGCCUGUUUUUGUACAGAAAUCUAUGCUGGCUGGAGAUGGUGGACCCUCACCAAUAGUCUGCAUGGCCCGGUUACUCGGGGUCCGCUGUAGAGACAUCUUUCUCAAAGGGGGACUACUCACGAUUUGGGCGGCUAGAUUGAGCGACUUCGUGCCCGUACAGCGAACACUACCCAGGUCCUCAGUGUUCGAUACGGGCGUAGGAGAACCGAUACCUGACCCGGUAAGAUUCCUUCAGAAAAAUGGCGCCCAGUUCCUAGUAUACAGCUUUGACUUUGACCAGAGAGUGCUUGGGUUUGUUAAAGUGAGGGAAGGGAUCGACAUCAGGAAGGCGCCAUUUUUAUAUCAGGCACAACGUGCAAACGCAGAGGAACUGUUGCUCCUUCCCUUCGAUAUACUUCCAGCAGUGGCGGACGGUUUGGAGAAAACUCAGUUAGCCGUUAAAAACAUAUGCCUCUACAAUACUGGACGGUGUGGGUCCACUUUGAUGUGCAAAGCUUUGGACGUGAUCAGUGAGGUACAGGCCGUGUCAGAACCUGACGUCUUCCAGGUUAUCAUUGAGCGUGUUUGCAAAAAGGAUGUCCCCUUAAGUUCUGACGAGAGGAACGAGAUCAUCAAAUUGCUGAAGUGCAGUGUCAUCCUGCUCAACUUCUACUUCCAACAGAAGGAUCCGUCAAGAAAAGUCAUCUGCUACAAGUUACGAAGCGAUGCCAUUUUCAUCGCCGACCUCAUCCAAAAAGCUGCUCCAAUGGCUAAAACCAUCUUUAUGUACAGGGAUCUUCCCGGCUUCUAUGACUCUUGUCUUAAUCUGAGAUUUAAUGGUAGCUAUUGGCGCUACUUUGUUGAGACCACGUUAAGGUUAGAUGUUUUCUCUCGAGUUCCAGUGCUGAAAACCGAUUUACCAAUCUUCAAAUACGCUAGUGAACAUCCUAGCAUGAUCGAAUGCCCUGUUACCCACGGCGUGCCUUUUCUCUAUGUAUCACUUUGGAUUCUACAGAUGCAAAAAGCUUUUGAUCUAAUUCAAGAAGAUUCCGAAAACUUCUUCCAUGAGUGUCUCACCUUCAAACAGCUCUUAGCAUACAAAGAACGAAUAAUCCUCAAGGUUCUAGAGAAACUUGAUGUGUAUGUUCCAUCUGAUGUUAACAGUUAUAAGAUCAGAGAUGUUUUUGGUGUUGAUAGUCAGCAAGGAAGCGUUAUGCAGAGCGGAAGAAGGCAGGGAAAUAGUGGAAGAUCAUGGGUGGGAACAUGGGAGAAGAAUCUGUUCUCAACUACUCUGGAACAUUAUAACGGGGAUGUCGAUGUACCAGAUUUUGUACUGCCAAACACCGUGAUCAUGGAGUAACAUCUUCCACUAUCCCAGUGCCGUAGAGUACGCACCUAAUAACUAUAUUAAAUGUGUGGUUACAUGAGGCCACAGCAAAUAAUUUUCAUGGAUGACAUCAGCGUGCGCAUUGAU
Molecule: messenger RNA, 1527 nt
Organism: Branchiostoma belcheri (Belcher's lancelet)
Lineage: Eukaryota; Metazoa; Chordata; Leptocardii; Amphioxiformes; Branchiostomatidae
Exons: 4
Coding region: 73-1413 (446 amino acids)
Source: RefSeq, a predicted model, not a curated record